Messenger RNA from Aricia agestis (brown argus), 1032 nucleotides. RefSeq names its product tetratricopeptide repeat protein 8 (gene BBS8). NCBI's taxonomy places the organism in Eukaryota, Metazoa, Arthropoda, Insecta, Lepidoptera, Lycaenidae. The transcript is spliced from 5 exons. Gene Ontology annotation, biological process: non-motile cilium assembly. The record is from RefSeq and is a predicted model, not a curated record. Gene Ontology annotation, cellular component: BBSome; non-motile cilium; ciliary basal body. The coding region runs from base 40 to 1032 and encodes 330 amino acids. Gene Ontology annotation, molecular function: protein binding.
CUCGAUUCAGUUUAUUUUCAUCAGCGAUAGAACUAACUCAUGACGGAGAGAUCAACAACAGCUACGGUGAAAUCUAGAGGACCAAACACCGCACGCGCUCGUACAGCCCGCUCGGCGCUGUUUACGGCGUCGCGCGCUUCUCGAGCUGCGACCGCAAUGGCAGACGGACAUAGUCAAUUCGCACUUGAUGCACCGGUCACACUGAGAUUCUUAAACAAGGAUGACAACAUGUUUGUACCUGCUGCAAAAACGUUAUACGAAUACAUUUACUAUUGUGAAGGAAAUAUCCGCAAGGCUAUGGAGGUUAUUUUUCAAGCGCAGAAAGCAGAUGAAUCUUCCGAUUGGUGGUGGAAUUUUUCUCUUGCUCGUUGCUAUUAUACUCUUGGUAUGUACAGAAAUGUAGAAGAAUGCUUACGGCCAGCUCUCAAGUACAGCAAGCACAUAUCAAUUUAUCUGAGACUUAUAGCAAUGUACGUUGGAAUCAACCAACCUUUAUCAGCUCUCGACGUUUGCAAGCAGGGUCUUUCUGUGUUCCACGAUUCUGCUUCACUAUUAUUGGAAGAAGCUAGAAUCCAUGAGCGAAUGGGUAAUCAAGCAGUGGCAGUGAAAUAUUAUCGCAUGGUUGCAGUAGAAGAGCCUUCUAACAUGGAGGCGAUUGCUAAUAUUGCGAUGUACAACUUUUAUAACGACCAACCAGAAAUCGCUCUUAGAUAUUAUAGAAGGCUUUUAGCUACUUGUCCGGUGGGCCCAGAUAUUUAUAACAACUUGGGCUUAUGUUGCCUGUAUUGUAAUCAAUGGGAUUUGACAGUGGCUUGUUUUAGACAAGCACUGUUUUACUCCACUAAUCCAGAAGUGCGUUCCGAUAUUUGGUUUAAUUUGGCACAUAUAGCUUUAUCUACGGGUGACAUGUUACUGGCCAGGCGGUGUUUAUUAUGUAGUGUUUCUAUUUCUGAACAUGGACCCUCGAAACGGGCGUUUCGCGCUCUAGAUAAGCGUUUACAGACUCGUAAACGGUUUAGUUUAGAAAGCUAA